Molecule: messenger RNA, 2225 nt
Organism: Dinoponera quadriceps
Lineage: Eukaryota; Metazoa; Arthropoda; Insecta; Hymenoptera; Formicidae
Product: sorbitol dehydrogenase-like
Exons: 6
Coding region: 1095-2138 (347 amino acids)
Molecular function (GO): zinc ion binding; oxidoreductase activity
Source: RefSeq, a predicted model, not a curated record
GUCACGCUCUAUCCCGAAGUCGUGGUAGCGUCGCGAAUAAACCACAUCCUGUUAUUCGAACUGCGAUGCUGCAACAGCGGAAGCUCGUGAGCUUUCGUGGGGCGCACGCAUCCAGGAAUACACGCACUUGCGUAAAAUUGCCCGACGACGAUUGGCCAAGGGAAGGAGAGACUCAAACGACCACGGAGGAUAAGAACUUGGAAAAUUGUCUCGUCAUACUAAUGACGGGGACUCGACGAAUGUAAUCGAGAAAAAUGUAGAUCGUUAGACACAUAAUCAGAUUGAAUUGCAAAAAGCGCCUUCGUUCCGGCAACGUACACUUAGUGUGUGUUCAAUGGUCAAAAAGAUGCACGCCUCGUUCUUUUUGAAUUAAAUUUACGCGGGAGCGAGAAAUAACGAGGAUGCGCUUUUAUGGGAAAAUGUACCGUUUUAACGCGUGUCGAUGUAUUAAUACUUCGGAUAAAAUUGCGGCACUUUUUCUGGUUUUGUGUAAAAUUAUCUAAAAGAAGGGAGACACGGCGCGGGCGUGUGUGCGUCUCGUCUUAUCCGCCGCACGCGUACACGUUAAUUACAUGCAAUCAUGUACUCGAUGAAGGCGAAGCCGUCCGGUUCAGAGUUCAAAGUCUCGUUGUACCGUCGACUCGCGAGGAAUACGCCGAGUUAUUUGCAUCUAGGAUCGCAAUUGAGUUUGUGCAAUUUGCAUUGUCGUUGAAAAUAUCCCGGGAGGAUAUCGAGUCCAAGAACGUUAUUAGUGAUUUAUAAAUGUAUGAAAUCGCCGGUACGAGAAUGCGCUUCGUGUUCGACGUGGUAACACGAUUAACACGGCUCCCAUCUAUCUUCCAUCGGAGACGUGAAAAUACACUGUUGCUCUGAUCGGACGUACGGAUGCGUACAUGCGUUAUUCGACUGCUCGAAAGAAAGUUCCUGAGGAAGAGGAGGAGUCGCACUCGGUUUCGCACGAGAUCCUCGGCCGGAAUUCGGCGCGAUGAAUGAAGACGUCGGCUAAAUGUUAGCGAAAAUGCUUUCGGACGAUGCGACGGUCGGAAGCUACUCGUGCUCGAUCGUGACCGAUCUUCGUGAAGCGCUAGUGGGAUAUGUUCGCCACAAUGAUUGUAUACCUUGCGAAGAGACGAGGACGUGAAGAAGCGGACGAGCCUUUCCCUUCUCUCGAACCUUGUCACGUGUUAAGACGUCGUUGGGAUCGUCCGCAUCACCCUGUGCACAUCAGUGUCGAAGACGACGGCGGCAACGUUCUGCAGGGAUCCUUUCCUUGUAAAAAGGACGGACCUGUGACCCUCGGCCACGAGUUCGUGGGCACGGUCGAUGAGCUUGGGUCGAAGGUAACAAUCUUCAAGGUCGGCCAACGCGUCGCCGUCGAUCCCAACAGCGGUUGCGACAAGUGCGAUCACUGUCACAAUGCGAAUUACCACUACUGCGAGCUCGGCGGCAUAAACAACACCUUAGGGAUUUUCCGAAACGGCGGAUGGGCCACGCACGCGCUCGUCCCAGAGACGCAGGUGUAUCCGAUCCCGGACGGAAUGGAAAUGCACCAGGCGGUGCUGAGCGAGCCGUUAUCGUGUCUGGCUCACGGUUGGGACAAACUUAAUCCCGUGAAUGUUGGAAGCAAGGUCCUCCUAAUAGGUGCCGGCAUCAUAGGCUUACUGUGGGCUUGUUUGCUCCAUCUGCAUGGCCUCCGCAAGACCGUCACUAUCUCCGAACCGCAGGAGAAACGCCGACGGAUCGCCGAUAAUCUCGGCUUGAAUUACGAAGUUAAAAGUCAGAGCGAGUUGAAAGGGUAUUUUGAUGUGGCUGUGGAUUGUAGCGGUUCCGGCCCGGCCAUGGAGGCAGCUGUGCCUUUAUUGGGUCCCGGCGGUCGUUUAUGCGUAUUCGGCGUCGCUCAUCCGCAAGCGAAGCUGACGAUCGAACCGUUUCAGGUUUACAAGAAGGAACUGCAGAUUUUAGGAGUAAAUAUAAACCCCUACAGCUUCAGCAAAGGCUUAGCUUUGUUGCAAGCGAUGUCGGAGAAAUAUAUCGAUUACAAUAAAUUAGGGAUCAAGGUGUUCUCUCUGUCUCAAUACGAAGACGCUCUGUACGCGCUGAGGAAGGGAGAAAUAAGCAAGGCUGUCUUCAAGUUGUGAAAUGAUACUUCUGCUUGUAACUCGAUCUCUAAAGGAUAAGAAAUACUUUUGUUUUAAUAAAGUUUUAUUGCUCCUUUGCUUCAUACA